Durusdinium trenchii is the source of this 7707-nucleotide messenger RNA. NCBI's taxonomy places the organism in Eukaryota, Dinophyceae, Suessiales, Symbiodiniaceae. The record is from the annotation of a GenBank genome assembly.
AUGGAAGCUGCAGCUGCUUCGACGACCUCCACGGGUACAAGUGCGGCCGAACCUGGGGCGGUGAGCGGCCACACGACGUGGCAAGGUGACGAUGCGACCUGGUGGUCCGGGAGAGGCGGCAAUGGCGAGGCGAAUGGGGUCGCUUCCAUGGGGCAUGAAGCCGAACCUGGAGCAUCGGGCGCGGCAGCAGCAGCAGCGGCAGCGGCAGCGGAAGCAGCCACCGGGAAUGAACGUCAGGAUCCAUGGCAGUCGGCAGACCCUUGGUCACAGGCGAGUGCGAUUGGGGCUACUCCUCCUGGGCCGAUGUGGUCUACAACCUGGACUUCCUCCUGGUCAUCCGCUCCUUGGCAUAGCAAUGGAUGGCAGUGGUCCUCCUGGGACUGGAGUCAGACAGGUUCCUCGGGGGUCCACUACAAGGGUGACUUCACUGACCCCCCCACUUGGCCUGGUUGGAGUCACCGGAAAUACUGGGUCCAGGCCGUUCGGCGAUGGGACAAGUCGUCGGAUCUCCCCGUCCACAAACGGGCCGAGAAGGUCCUUCGGUCCUUUGGUUGGGAACUCCAACCAGACUUCGAGCACGUGCCCGAGAGCGUCUUGGCCUCUUCGGCGUACCUGGACGUCCUGAUCGAGAUCCUCAACAACAAGGCCGGAGUUCGUGAAGAUGACGAGAAACGCCGCGCCUUCAAGGCGGCGUUGAUGGAGCAGCAAAGGCGUCGGGACGAGACUCUAGCUCAGUUCGCCGUUCGAAGACAGAGAGACUUCACCCAUGCAGCGUCCUUCGGAGUGGCUAUUCCCGAGGCCUUUCGCGCCACCAUGUUACGAGAAGGGGCUGGACUGUCCGAGCAGAACCAGCAGAAUCUGGUGGCCCUCCUCCAAGGACAUGAGGAUGAAGUCAAUGCAGUAGCCAAGGCACUGAGCAAGCUGGAUGUUCGCUCUGACCGGAUUGCAGCCUUCUCUGAGGUCUCGCCAGGAGUUGAGAACUUCAUGUCAUCCAACGAGGAGAAUCCCGACGAUGACGUCCUGGAGUUCCUUGGAGCCGAGAUCAGCCUUCCCAAUGAGCGAGUGAACUUCAAGAAGCUCGGAGUCAGCAUGGAGAUGAAGCGCCUGAGCUCCGGGCACCGAACUAUUUCUUUGUUUUCCUGGGAGCAAGGGAUCGAGUUUCCCAUCCCACCUGAGCUGGUCAGCAAGUAUCAGUUGUCCUCAGGAGACUUCAACCUAGUGUUCCCCUCCGCGUACAUGAAAGAGAGCUCAUCGCCGCUUCGGACUUCGUCGUCGGUGUUGAGCAGUAGCCUAGCAGCAGAAGAUUGCAGCAUUGAUCCAUGUUUUGAGCCCAAUCACAAUUUCACCAGUGGACACCGGUUGUUAGAUGAGGACUUCACGCCAGACUGCUCUCAUGUCACGCAACUUCAACCAGCAGUUCAGACACUUCAUGUGAGACUUGCAGAUGAGCUUCCACGAUCAGUUGCUCUUGUACCACCGCAGCUCUCAGGCUCAACUACCGUGCCUAUGGGCAACGUUGUGACCCGCAAUUCGCAAUUCGCUCCUGUCUCCUCCCUUCAUGAUGCAGCACGACUCUCGAACGAGCCAGGGGGAGACCACUCCUUCCACCGAGCGUGGAUGCGUCUCUUGGAGAAUCUCGCGAACAAGCUCGAGGCCAAUCGCGAGGGCUACAAGAAAUUGGUCAAGGCAGAGCUGAGGACCAAGAGCACCUUCUCGAACCGGACCAAGUACCUGGACACCGAGUGCCAGAACCCUGGAAGGUGCAUCCACCCCUCGAAUCAGGUGGCCUCACGGGCGAACCAGUACGCAUCAUGGACGGCCUGCCUGCAGUGCGGGGCUCGACUGAGCUAUGCCUCCAAGAAGAAAGGACCCGGCCCGGCGCCCUCUGCCAGACGACGAUCGGCUGCGUCGAGCUCACAGGUGGUGGAUCAGGCCAUGGCAAUGAUGCAAGUGCAGGGCACCCAGUUUGCCCAGGCUCUGACCUCCAUCAACCAGUCCUUGCAGGAGCUUGCUCGCGGCCAGAGCCAGAUGAUCCUCAUGAACCAGGCCAACCGAGAGAUGACGGAGGCCGCCCAGGAGCUCUUGAUGCAGACCCAGGGGGCUAUGCCGAUGGAGGAGGAUCAGUGGUCGACCGUGGCCACGGAGGUGCAACCCUCCGUGCAGACCGAGCUCAGCGAUUUCGGCCUGGGAGACACCACGGUCAUCGUGCACUAUGAUCUGGGUCAUGCUGAUUGCGACACUGGACGACAUGUUUACAGCCAGGACGCCAUCAGCAUCUCCUGCAGUGAGUCUGGCCCUGAGCAGGCCCUCGGUGGAAGUUUUCGAUUACCUGAUCAUGACCCUGAGCAGGUCCUCAAAGGCGGAGGACAUCAUGGAGGACCCGGUCUAGGCCCUGAGCAGGCCUCUGUCACUGGCCCUGAGCAGGCCCUUGGAGGAGUUUCUCAAGAACCUCUUCAGCGCUUCGAGCGCGGGGAGCAGCCGCGGGUGUGCGACUCUCUCAGUCAAGCCAGUUCAUCACUACCUCCCGGACCUGCUGGAGUACAAGAUUCUGCUCCAGGUCGACUACCGGACACUAUGAGCUCGUCGGAUGCGAGCGGGGAAGCCACGGAGCUUGAGCUGGGUCCACCACCGUGGAUUCCAACAUUUCUCCAGAAGCGGCGGUCUUCGACCCUGGACCCUCAAUGGUCUACCAUAUGGCGCCGAGUGAUGGAUGAGCAGACCAAGGCAGCCACCGCCAUGACAGAGCAGUGGGGCGCCCCUCAAGAGUUUCUGGAGCGACUCAUGUUGGCGGACGAGAACUCUCCGAUCCUGGGCUUCUCUGAGACUGGGAAGCCAUCCACCUCUGGUCCAUUUUGGGCCUUUAGAUCAGCCUUGGGAGAGGACGACAUUGACGAUGGCCUACGAGAGAUCAGCUUCAAGGCACAUGAGCACGACCUGCGACAGUGUCAUCGCAAUCUCUCCUGGCUGACCAUGAGAAUGAAGAAGAUGGAGGACUUGGAUAGGCUGGACUUUGUGGAGCUCUUCUCACCCUCGCGCGUGGCGCCCUAUGUCCAGCGACACGGCCUGCAGGUGGACUCGAACCUCAUCUAUGACAUCACUGCCGGCUGGGACGCUCGCAAGAAAGCCUGUCGGCAGUCCUUUCGGGCCAUGCAACGGAAGAGAAGACCUCGAGUGCUGAUGGCUUCACCAGAGUGCAAGGCCUUCUCGCAACUUCGACACAUUAAUAAGUGCCGGGCAGAUCCUCAACAUCUAUGCCGAGUGCUGAGCGAAGGUCUCCUGAUGUGGAACUUCAGUCUGGAGGCGGUAAAGACUCAGAUUGACCAGGGCAGCUACUUCGGAUUGGAACACCCAGCAGGAGCGGCUUCCUGGUCGCUUCCAUCUACUCAGCAGCUGCUCCGGAGGCCCGAUGUGGCGCUCAUCACAUUCGAUCAGUGCGCAUUCAACCUGUCCGUGGUCCCGGACGGGACAAAGUCGCGGAAGGCGACCAAGGUUGCCACCAACAACCCAUGGCUGGCAUAUGAGCUCUUCCUGGCACAGUGUCAAGGAGAUCACCCUCACAAGACGCUCAUCGGGGGCCUUCCCCGAAGGGCUCAGGCCUACCCUUCAGAAUUCUGCGAAGUGAUUGCCAUCAGCACCAAGAAGGCAAUCCUCAGCACCGCUCCACCUAGCUUCAUGGGCAUGAGAGAAGGGGACAAGGACUUCGCUGUCACCAGAAGGACUCCCGCCAACCAUCAGGUCAGCUUCUUUGGAGAGGACGAUGAAGAGGACGACAACCACGAUCCCGCGCUGGCCGACGAAGAGAGCCCUGAACAGGACGGAGGCGAACUGCCUAAGCUAACCAUGGCCCAACGGAGGCUCGUGCAGAAGGUCCACGUGAACACAGGACAUCCUGAUCGUGUCCGGAUGCUGAGGGCUUUCAAAGCGGCAGGAGCUCUUCCUCAGGUCCUCCGCUACAUCCGAGAUGAGUUCAACUGCGAGGACUGCUCCCUGAAGCAAGGUCCAGACAACCGAAGACGUGCUCAACUUCCGAGGACCUUUGCCUUUAACCGGGUGCUCUGCGUUGACUAUUUGUACGUGAAGUUCAAAGGAACCCAGGUUCCCAUUUUGAACAUGGUGGACGCAGGAACCUCCUUUCAGAUCGCAGUUCGUGCACCGGAGGGAGGCACCCGAGGAGGCACACCCAGCUCCUCAUCUACGUGGAGGCUCUUCGUGCAAACGUGGAUGCGCUACUUUGGUGCACCUCAGAUGCUCAUCUGCGAUGCAGGGAACGAGUUCAAGGCGAACUUCGAGCGAGGCCUGGAGCUCUGCGGCAUCCUGCAACACGUGAUUCUCCCUGAAUGCCCCUGGCAGAAUGGGCGGGCAGAAAGACACGGGGGCUGGCUGAAGAAUCGCCUAGACGCCGAGCUUCAUGGAGGAAGGUGCAACCUGGAGACCCUCGAGGAGCUGGACGAGUUUCUCGCGUCCCUGACCAGCGUCAAGAACAGAUGGCUCUGUCGUGGCGGCUACACUCCGGCUCAGCUGGUCUUCGGAGAGCUUCCCAGGAUUCCCGGAGAUCUAUUGGCGGAAGACGAGCUGGGGCUACAUGGUCUGCAUGACGCCCACAACGAUCCUUCAGCUAUUGAUGAGGCCGCUGGAGAAUAUCGAAGAAGACACGAGAUCCGGGAGAGAGCCAGGCAGUUGGCAAUGCAACAGUCCAGCACCGAGGCCAUUCAAAGAUCUCGACAUGCUGCAACCCAUCAACAACGACAUUGGUCUCCUGGCCAGUGGGUCUACGUCUUCCGCAGAGCCAAGCCGACGCAGGAUCUACACCUGCGAAGUCGCUGGGUCGGUCCUGGAGUGGUUGUCCUGGCAAACAACGACACGGUCUACGUCGGCAUGCGAUCUCGCUUAUGGAGGUGCUCGCCUGAGCAGAUCCGGGCAGCCUUGCCCAGCGAGGUCCUGGGAAGAGACUUGAUCACCAACCCAGGUCUUGGCGAACUUCUCCGGCAAGUGGUCUCCGGAACUCAUACGGGGGCCGUUGACGUCAGCAAGGAGGGACCUCCAGAGCCAGAAGACCAUCUUGGUCCUGUGAGAAGAGAUGAGGCCGGAGUGGUGGCCAGGAGGAGACUCACACGAGAUCAAGCCUGCCAGAUGAACCUGAAGCUCAUCAGCGUUCUGCUCCCUCCGAAGGUGGCACUGUUCCUGCGGGACUACUACCAGAGCAGUGCUGACCUGCAGCGAGGAGUGUCUCAGGAAUCAGAAGAGAGCAAUGGGAGGUCACGAACUCCGCCUCCGAGUCGACAGAUCGAGCCCAUCGAGGAGGAGCCAGCUGCUGUUGAGGAGAGGCCUGCCAAGACAGCUCGAGUGGAAUCCACCACUGCGCCCUCGCUCGAGCCAGCACCAUCUACAAGAGCUCCUGGGACACCGAUCGGAGGCUUGAUGAGCCGAAUCCCUCGACAGUCUUCACCAUCAGCACCAUCUUCCUCUUCUGUGCCCACUCCAUUGGAGCUCACACCAGGAGAGACACUUCCCUUAGCCGGCAGAGUGGCCCACCAGGUCGAUGAGUUCAAUCAGCUGUCAAGUCGACGCCAUGCCGGCGAUGAGGAUGAGACUGAGCAUCAACUGUGGAGAGGCACCUACUUCAACUACCAGCUUGGCGACGAGGCCCUCAGUCUCGAUGGGCAAGGGAAUUGGACCUAUCUGACCAAGCGCAACGACGAGGUCUCCCUCAAGGACAUGAACGAGGAGGACAAGAAGCUGUUCGACGCGUCAGAUGACACUGAAUGGAACGCCAUCCUGGGCACCCAGGCUGUUCAUGUCAUUGUGGGAGAGCAGGCAUCGGCAGCUCGAAGGAGAUGGCCGGACAGGAUUCUGAGCUCCCGGAUGGUUCGCCGCCGCAAACCUCAACCAGAGCUGCACUCCUGGAAGGCCAAGUCCCGAUGGUGCGUUCAUGGUCACCGAGAUCCAGACACGGCAGAGCCACAGUCAGAAGGAUUGGCCAUGUUCCUCCAGGUGGCGGUCAACGAGGGCAUGCUCUGCAGUUUCGCGGACGUCAAGAACGCCUUCUGCCAGUCACGACGAUUGAAUCGAGCCGCUGGUCCACUCUUUGCAGAACCCUGUGAGGGCUUGAAGCUUCCAUCUGGAGCGCUGAUCUCCAUCGAUGUGCCGGUCUACGGGUUGGAUGACGCUCCAUUUGAGUGGAGGAUGACUGUCACUGAUUUCUUGGUGAAUGACCUCCAGUUCGAGCGCAACCUGGUGGAACCUUGUUGGUUCUCUCGUUUCGAGGCCGGGAAGCUCAAGGCUCAGAUCAUGGUUGAAGUGGACGAUUUCAUCGUGGCUGCUGGACCGGAGGAACACGCCAAGAUCAAGAAGGCGCUCACCACCAAGUUCCACUUCGGCAAGUGGGAGGAUCGAGAGGCCGAAUAUGCUGGCAGACACAUUAGGACGACGGCCGAAGCCAUAUACAUUGACCAAGGGAAGUACAUCACCGAACAGAUUCAUCCCAUUCCCUUGGCGCGAGGCCGUCGCAGUCAAGCUGACUCUCCCCUGACCAGUGAGGAGUUUCAGGCCUUACGAUCCCUGAUCUACAAGAUCAACUGGGUCGCCCGCGAGAGUCGUCCUGAAGCCUCUGGUCUUGCCUCCCUCAUGGCAGGUCGACUGGGACAUGCUCUUGUGUCCGACGUGGCCAUUGUGAACAAGUUCGUGAACUUCUUGAGGUCUACGGCAAGUCGCCCUUUGAUCCUCUGGCGCUACGACCCGGAGGAAAUGUGCUUCAUCGCCUGCUCCGACGCCGGGGGCAUCAAUGUGCAGGGAACUGACCAGCUGGAUGAAGAUGGGCUGCCUCAAGAUGCAACUCAAGGAGCAUGGAUGGUCCUGGCUGCUGAGCGUCUCCCCGAAGGCAAGCGUCCAGUUCGAGCCUCACCGAUCACAUGGCGCUCGUCUAAGCUGAAGAGGAAGGUGUUCAGCACUUUCGGGGGAGAGACGCAGGCCAUGUUACAAGGGGUGAAUGAGGUGGACUGGCUCCAGAUCAUGUAUAGGGAUGCCACCAAGCACGACGUGCAGUUGAGCUCCUGGCGGAACUCUUUGAGCCCACACAUGGUGGUGAUGCGGGGUCACUGCACUCUUGGCGGGCGUCAACAACAAUGCUCCGUGACGGAUGCCAAAUCCCUCUUUGACUGUCUGUUGAGAGAGAAUCCAAGUGGAAAGCAGGACCGCAAGUCCUCCCUGGAACUCGCCAUCAUCUUGCGUGACCUGCAAGACACCCGGAGCAUGGUUCGUUGGGUCCCGCACCAAAAGAUGCUCGUCGACUGCAUGACCAAGCUGGAUCCCAUGAAGGCCAACGACGCUAUGACCCAGUUUCUACGAUCUGGAUGGCUGAGCUUGGUGGACAUCUCCGAGGAGCUGGACAAGCGGAAGGACGACCCGACCUACAAGAGGCGGAGCCACCUGGCUUCCAAGAAGCGGCUGCUGAAUGAGUAUGAAGGCCAGAUGAGCCAGUUUCUUAGUCACCUGAUCCUUUUGGCCAACAAGAUUGGGGGGGGACUGUAAUACUUCAGCGUUGGACACCAUGACGACACUUGACCAAAAGGAUCCCCAUGGUUUUCAUGUUUGAACUUCUCGCCAUGCACCGCAUGGCUCAAGGCAUCUCACGCCACAGCGAAAAGAGCCGCUGUCACUACAUGGUAGGUCGGUCGAGUAGUUCACCCACCCUUCCUAAGCAAAAAAUCC